ACCAAAUAAGGGAAGCGCCCGGUUGAAAGCAAAAGGGGGGGUUGCGUGGCGAUUAACAUUCAUGCAGGAAUCAGCGUAGGUUUGUAUGUGUGAGCGCACAGGGGUGUGUGCAGAGCCCAGCCCAGCCCAGAGAGAGCGAGGGGGGAGAGAGAAAGAGUAAAAGUAAAAGAAAAAGCGAGCCCAGAGAGCGUGUGUCCCCGCUUGUCCCGGCUCUGCCGCCCUCCUUGUCUCCAGCUCCAGCUCCAGCUCCACGGGACAAUGUCCAGCAAAGACGGCGCACUCCAGGAGAAGUACAAGCUGGUGGUCGUGGGAGGCGGAGGGGUGGGCAAAAGUGCCCUCACCAUCCAGUUCAUCCAGUCGUACUUCGUCUCGGACUAUGACCCAACGAUCGAGGACUCCUACACCAAGCAGUGCGUCAUAGAUGACCGGGCCGCGCGGUUAGACAUUUUGGACACGGCUGGCCAAGAGGAGUUUGGGGCCAUGAGGGAACAGUACAUGCGGUCGGGGGAAGGGUUCCUCCUGGUCUUUGCCAUCAACGAUCGGGGAAGCUUUGACGAGAUCAGCAAGUUUCACCGGCAGAUUUUGCGCGUGAAGGACAGGGACGAGUUUCCGAUGAUCCUCAUUGGGAACAAGGCGGAUCUCGAGCACCAGAGACAGGUGACGAAAGAGGAAUCUGACAAUCUUGCCGGGCAGCUCAGAGUCACCUACCUGGAAGCAUCGGCAAAAAUCCGGUUGAAUGUAGACAAUGCGUUUCACAAUCUGGUGCGGGCCAUACGGAAGUUCCAGGAGCUGGAGAGCCCGCCGAGCCCCCAGCCCAAGCCCACCAAGCGGGAGUCCAGCGGCUGUCCGUGCCUCCUCCUGUGAGACCCUCGCCCAGCCCCCACACUGGGCCUCACCUCCAGCCUGGGCCCGGCACCUGCUGCUCUCGACUUCCUCCACAACAACCUACUGACGACACCUCCACACCCAGCAAACACACUGGCUUGGAUGAAGACUGCUCCCUCACCCCUCCUUCCCUCCAUCCCUCCCUUCCCCCCCAUAUCCACUCCCCCCUACCCCCCCACGCCCUGGCUCCACCCCCAUCACCACCCACCCUCUCGCCCCCGCUCAGGAACAACACACGCCAUUCGGCCCAGCGGUACUAGCCCACAACUAUGGAGACCACGGCCUUUGUUGACUGGAUGAACCUCUUCCACAGCCCAUCUCCCUUCGAGAAAGAAAACGUCUCGGGCGCUGAUUCUAUAUUUUUUACCCGGAGAGGAUCGGACGACAGGGAAACCCUUCCGGGAAAAGCGAGAGCGGGAGGGAAUGCCGGAGAGAGGGUGGGGAAUGUUGGACUGAGGAGGCGUUGAGUUUGGAGGAGGGGAUGUUUUGAGACCAGCCUUGGUCCCACUCAACUUAACACUACGGGUCACUAGAUCACUGAACGCAAUUUUUUCCACUGCCCUUUGGAGCGGGGAGCAGUUGGGACCAUCCACUUCUGCGGGAAAACGGGAAUUCCAGGAAGGCCACUUGUUGGUUUGGGAGUCUGUUGUCUUCACUCUCGUUGCAAACAUAGGCCAAAGCAAAGUAAAAGCCCCCCGCACGCUAACUCCACCAUCUCCUGGUUGCCAAACACUUCAACUCCCCCUUCCCAUUCCCACACUGACCUUUCUGUCCUGG
Amblyraja radiata (thorny skate) is the source of this 1662-nucleotide messenger RNA. Its product is annotated as ras-related protein R-Ras2-like. The coding region runs from base 259 to 864 and encodes 201 amino acids. The transcript has 6 exons. Gene Ontology annotation, molecular function: GTP binding; GTPase activity. Gene Ontology annotation, cellular component: membrane. Gene Ontology annotation, biological process: signal transduction. Lineage: Eukaryota; Metazoa; Chordata; Chondrichthyes; Rajiformes; Rajidae. The record is from RefSeq and is a predicted model, not a curated record.